AUGACGGCCGUAAUGUGGAUCAUGGAGAAAAUGUUCGUGAUGAUCAUGGAAAGUAUCCAUGAUGGUGAUGAUGAUACUGAUGCCAUGGGUCAUCCCAAUCAUCGUUCUACAAGCCAGAAGCUGUCAUCGGUACUACCAACAGAGCUAGCAAUAAUGUUGUGA
Loa loa (African eye worm) is the source of this 162-nucleotide messenger RNA. RefSeq lists its product as hypothetical. The record is from RefSeq and is a predicted model, not a curated record. The transcript has a single exon. The coding region runs from base 1 to 162 and encodes 53 amino acids. Lineage: Eukaryota; Metazoa; Nematoda; Chromadorea; Rhabditida; Onchocercidae.